Fusarium sp. VM40 is the source of this 636-nucleotide messenger RNA. Lineage: Eukaryota; Fungi; Ascomycota; Sordariomycetes; Hypocreales; Nectriaceae. The record is from the annotation of a GenBank genome assembly.
AUGUCUUAUCCACAGAUUGAUGACAUGGUGACUACAAUGCAAGGCCAGUCCUGCACCGCGAACUGGGACAUGCUUGUCAAUUAUUCUGUCAACGAGCUCAACACUUUGUUGCAACAGAUUUGGCUCGAGAAGAAAAUGCCCGGCGAUACUAUCAUCUUUGAUCUUUCGCUCCCAGGUAUUGAAAUUAUGAAAUACCACGUUGAAGUGACUCUGGCACCACCGAGCCUCUCAUUUGAUCCUAUCGAAACAGGAAAAGCCAUCUUAUCAUUCCCUAUGAGCGGCUUUUACCGCAUUGCUACGAUAAACCCAAACGGUACUGUGACACCAGGAACUAGUACUUUCUUCCCCACAAGAUCCUCCAUGAAGUGUUCAGUCCCAAUUGCGGGCGUGAGUGGCGAUGGGUCUUCGUCUGAGCCCGUAUUAUCUGGUGGGAUCAUCGCGUUUGACCCCACUACCACGUUGCAAUCAUAUGUUGUGAUGCGCUUUCAAAAUACCGCCGACACGAUCUGGACAUCCGUUCCCCCACCCGGCAGUGACCCCAGUGUUUCGACAUUGUUUUCACAAUUCGGUCCUUGGGUGUCGAGCUGGUUUAGCAAUCCUACCAAUGUCAAAGAAAUCGACUUUUCAUUUGCAUAA